AUGCAAGUGGCGCUGGUGAUCGCCACACUACGCCCACGUCGAGUGUGCCUGCUACGCUCUUCCAUCAGCGAUAUCGAUUGCAACAUGGGUCGCUUUCCCCCGGAGCUUGAGCAGGCCAUCCUCAAAAUGUGCGCCGAGGAUGACUGGAGUUUCAUCCCCACACUUCUCUGCGUCGCUCAGCGCGCACAUAUAUGGCUCGAACCUCUCCUGUACCAACAUGUCUAUAUCAGCACCGACCUUGAACGAAAGCCCGCGCAAGACGCUUUCUUCCAUGUCGCUGUUGCCCGCCCACAAUCCUUUCUCGCAAAAAGUGUGCGUGUGGUGGUGCUCGAACUGGACCAUUCUGGAACACCAGCUCAAGACCUUCUGGAGCGCACCUACCAUGCACUGCGGUCCUGCACUGGGAUCCAGGAAUUCGCCGUGAAUGGUGCUGACAAAAUGGACAUUGGGCCAACAUUGUUUCCAAUCUUGGCCACCAUGCCGCUUCGCCGCCUUGGGGCUUUUCUCGAAAAUCUCCUACCAUACCCAAUCUCGAUGAAAGACCAUGCACCUGCGUUCUCAGCGCUCACGCACCUCGAUGUGUUUGACAACGAAGGCCACAACAGCCACUCCCGCGACUCAGACCUCAUUCGCAUUGUUCCAUUCUUAACGGCGCUGCCCAGCCUGACCCACCUUGCACUUGAGAGCCAGCCACCAGCCCAUUGCAUCCAGCAAAUCUUGGAUGGUUGUGCCUUUCUUCAGGUGCUUGCCUUCAUGGAGCCCUCGCAGACCUUGAUCCCCGACCUCGUCCCUGAUCUCAUAGAAUAUCUCCACGGCUUACCGAUCUGUGACCCAAGAAUUGUCGUAUCCGUCUAUGACGAAUGGGAAGAGGUCAUCUCCAGCUACGAGCACUCCUUCUGGACGGCAAUCGACAUUUUUCUUGAAUACAGGAAGCAAGGCCGCAUCGACAAGGACCGUAUUUACACGGGCGAUUUUCAUGAUGAAUAUUCAACAGAUCCCACAGCGCAGCUCAUUAGACAGCAAAUUCUCGAUGUAGCCUAG
Mycena indigotica is the source of this 1041-nucleotide messenger RNA. RefSeq lists its product as uncharacterized. The coding region runs from base 1 to 1041 and encodes 346 amino acids. The transcript is spliced from 3 exons. Lineage: Eukaryota; Fungi; Basidiomycota; Agaricomycetes; Agaricales; Mycenaceae. The record is from RefSeq and is a predicted model, not a curated record.